ACAACUGAAAUUAAAGAUGAAUCAUUUUAUCGUAAAGAUUCUUACCUUAAUACUUAUUUUUACUACCUUAACCUUCAGCAUAGAAUGGGAAGGCAAUCAAUUGCUUGAUAGAAUUUCUUUUAAAAUAGAAGCUAUUUGUCCAUAUGGGAGUGGUCAAUGCCCAAAUAACAAAUGUUGCCCUUUAAAUUCAUUUUGUGCACGUGGUGGUUGCUGUCCACAUGGAACUGGUCAAUGUCCAAAUGGUUCAUGCGCUCCUCCAAAUUUUAAUUGUUGUAAAGGUAAAGGAGCAGGUCAAGUAUGUGUACCUGGUGGAUGAUGUCCAAAUGGAUUUGGUCGACACAUAGAUGGUAGUAAAAAAUAUUGUCCUUUAGCUCCUUCUACAGAAGAUACAACGAUAAUACCUCCACAGGGACCUGGUGAAAGUCCAAUAUGGAAAGGCUUAAAACCUUAUCGUGGUAAAUUAAAACUAGUGGAAAUGGAAAAAAUAAAAAAUAUUAUGAAUGGGAUUUUACUCAUAAUUAUCAUAUUAUUAGGGGGUUAGAAAGGGUAUAUUUAUGCAUUUAUUGUAUUUUUUAGUUCAGAUUUUAAUUAAAUAGAAAUCAUCCUAUAUGCUUUGUGUAAUUUACAAUAGUGUUUAAUUCCAAUUACUUAUUUAGAUGUUAAUUUGAUUAUUUAAUAAAUCCAGUAUAUUAUCUACUAUACCAUUUUAUAU
Messenger RNA from Rhizophagus irregularis DAOM 181602=DAOM 197198, 712 nucleotides. The record is from RefSeq and is a predicted model, not a curated record. Lineage: Eukaryota; Fungi; Glomeromycota; Glomeromycetes; Glomerales; Glomeraceae.